AUGCGGGUCGUCACAGCAUCGUGGACGCUGGUCGUCCUUUCUGCUCUGUUGGCGCACGUCAAUGCGAGCCCGACAUUCGGUGCUCUCGACAACGCGGGUGGCUUGAUUGCGGCCAAGAAGGAGUUCAUGUCGUCGCUGCUGGGCGGCGCUGGUGGUCUGCACGGUGGGGUGCUUGGUGGUCUCAGUGGUAGCAUCGGCGACGGCGCAGGUGCUGCUGGACUGGGCGUUCUCGUUCCCGGUCUGGGCGGUGUGACGGGUGUGAGCGGCGCCAAUGGAGCAGGUCUUCUUGUUGCUGCGCAGCCCGGUCUCGCUCUUCCUGGGACGAGCAUCAGCGGUGGUGGCCCCGACGGGCUGGACGACGACGCCUCGAGUGGCAGCGCUGCUGCUAUGACCUCUCACGAUACUAGUGGCGCCGUCGCUGCUGUCCAAGAGUCUAGCGGUGGUGCGUCUGGUGGUGUCGGCGCUGCCUCUACGACUGGCAACACGCGCGGCACGACUGACGUCACGAGCAGCACUUCUAGCGACACGAGUGGCAGCGGUGCUACCACGUCUUCGGGUGCUGACACUCGACACCGCGCCGUCACCAGCGGUCAAACUUCCUCCGACACCGACACCAGCAGACACUCAUCCUCUUCGACUUCCAGCAAUGAGCCAUGCGACAAGAACAACACCUCUGCUUCCUUCACCUCUUCUUCCACCCUCUCAUCCUCGGCUGCUCGGCGAAGCCAUCGCAAGCGGUCCACUUACGGCGCCGGUCCGAGCCAGCUGCCACGUAUCCCAGGACUCACUCCCGCCCAAGAAUCUGUCGCACUCGAAGCGCUGAGCAUGCAAAAGGUUGCUCCCUCUUCGAACGAGCACGCCGCUUCGAAGCACCUAGGCAAGCGAUCGCCGUUGAUGAAGGGCAUGCCGAGCAUGGGUGGGCUGUUGAGCAAUGGUGGGUCGGAUGGGGGGCAAGGCGGGAUGACGAGUCCCAUUGGGGGGAUGAUGAAGAUGAUGCAGGGCGGGAUGGGGUCGACUUCCAGCCCCGACUCGUCUGGCGGAUCGAUGCUUGGCAAUCUUCUCGGUUCCUCCGACUCCUCAAACAGCGAGUGUCCUUCCCUGCAACUCAUCUGGGCACGGGGAACCACCGAGAUCCAAAACACUCUCGGCAUUGUCGGUCGACCCCUCUGCUCCGCCCUAAAGAGUCAAAUCCCCGCCACGCAGUGUUACGACACGCAAUACUCCUCGGAUGCGGAAUACAUGAUCUCCCCUGGCCAGGGCUCACGUGCUGCGGAAACCUUCAUGCGCUCCCUCUCCUCCCGCUGUCCAUCAACGAAAUUCGCCCUUGGCGGCUACAGCAAGGGCGCCUUUGUGGUGCAUGGCAUUCGUGGCGUCUCCAACGUGAUUGGAGCCGUGACGUUUGGCGAUAUGGAAAAGUCCCAGGCCGUACCAACGACGAACAGGUUCAAGACGUUUUGUGCCAUGGGCGACCCGGUUUGCCUCAGCGGGAUGAAUGGGUUGGCUCACUUGACGUACCCGAUGACGAGCGUCAAGCCUGCGGCCGAGUUCUUGGUCGAGGCGUACAAGUCGUCGGGUGGUGGCGGAGGUGGUGCUGCAGCGGACGGCGCUGCGGGUACCGAUGCUGGAGCAAGCGGCGCCGGUGACGGUGCUGCAGGCGGCCUCGGUGGUCUCAAAGGUCUCAUGGGUUCUCUCGGCGGCGCUGGUGGCAGCAGUGGUGCAAGCAACCUCCCCAGCCUCGGUGCUCUUGGCGGUGGUGGCGGCAUCCCUGGACUCGGCGCACUUGGCGGAGGCGGCGCACCUGGUCUCGGCGGACUCGGUCCUCUCCCGGGUGGCGGCCUUCCCAGCCUUGGUCUCAAAAAGCGCUCUCCCUCCAAACCCACCAUCGACACUCCAUCGCCCAUUCGUCGACACCGUCGUCAUCAUCACAAGCACGAGCACCGCCUCUAG
Molecule: messenger RNA, 1947 nt
Organism: Kalmanozyma brasiliensis GHG001
Lineage: Eukaryota; Fungi; Basidiomycota; Ustilaginomycetes; Ustilaginales
Product: Cutinase
Exons: 1
Coding region: 1-1947 (648 amino acids)
Biological process (GO): carbohydrate catabolic process
Cellular component (GO): extracellular region
Molecular function (GO): cutinase activity
Source: RefSeq, a predicted model, not a curated record